This is a messenger RNA of Cuscuta europaea, 1022 nucleotides long. The record is from the annotation of a GenBank genome assembly. NCBI's taxonomy places the organism in Eukaryota, Viridiplantae, Streptophyta, Magnoliopsida, Solanales, Convolvulaceae.
CCCCUAACUAAUAAAGCCCGAUAUCUGCCCCGUGCCAUCCUAUUUGAAGGAACUUCAUCGCCAUUACUGCUUGUGGUUGAAGAAGAACGCGACGGAUCAAAGACUUUGCGUCGCCCAUCUCCUCGCAUCGCGCCGCCGCCAGCAUCCCCUGCCUCACCAUCGCGCUCGCCAUUUCCCUUCCCUUCGCGCUGGUGACAGCGAAGGCACAUAUCGACAUCACCUCCUUCGUGCCAGUCUUCCCCAUAUUCUCUGCGCCAUCGAUGCGACGGAAAUCGACUCGCGAUGCAUAUCUGGGCGUUGUGCUCGGUGACCAUGCCUCCGCUAGUUCUGUCCUUUGCGAUGGAGCGUCAUCCGUGCUAGAUCUGCUGUCCUCGAUGGAUUUGGUGGACAAUGACUGGGAUCUGCCACCGCGCCUCGCAGAGUGCGACGACUGUGGAGAUGCGGUUGUGGUAUGGGUAGGUUUUGGGCGAACUAACUUGGUUGGGACAGGACAGGGGGCAAGGGAGGAGGGCUGGGGGAUCUUGUGCUUACGGCUAGGGGCAGCAGGGCAGGUUAAGGGCAGUGGUGGAGUCGCCAGAUUUUUGGUCGGCGUCGGUACCCGGAUGCGGCAACAACGGUGCUGGCGGCGGCGGCCGGCAGCGUGGGAGGAGGCUGGCGGUGGUUAUAGGACUGGGUAAAUGCUGUCGAGUAACUUUAGAUUUGUCACUGUGGACAUGUCACAACGGAUGUGUCACUAUGUCCGACGCGGGGCCCGGCGGGGGCCGGUGGGCAUUGUAGCGAGUGUCACUAUGUUGCGUGGCACUGUAUCGGAUGUCACUGCGACGGAUGUCACGGCUACGGAUGUCACUGCAAAUUAGGACUAAAUUAGUAAGCUUAAAGCUUAUUAGUCACAAUUCUGGAUUUUUUUUUGAAAAUGUCACUUUUUUUGUCAUUUAUCUAACUUCUAGUAAUAUUGAGGUCAAAACCCCAUCUUUAUUGGUAACUCUUGUACUCCCCCCGUUCCUAUUUUAUCUUCCAAAUAG